Molecule: messenger RNA, 1610 nt
Organism: Kockovaella imperatae
Lineage: Eukaryota; Fungi; Basidiomycota; Tremellomycetes; Tremellales; Cuniculitremaceae
Exons: 1
Coding region: 36-1415 (459 amino acids)
Biological process (GO): mitochondrial translation
Cellular component (GO): mitochondrial large ribosomal subunit; ribosome
Molecular function (GO): structural constituent of ribosome
Source: RefSeq, a predicted model, not a curated record
GUUCGUACAAGACCGUUGAAUCAUUCACGACGACGAUGCGACGACUAUUUCCGGGCUCAUUGCUGAGGCAAUGUAGAGCUCCCAUUGGCAGCAGAGUCCUGCCACCACCUCCUGCUGUGUUUGUUCGAGCCGGUUCUUCAAAAUCUGUCCCACUGUCCAACGCCAAACCCAGGUACGAUGCCGAGCCAGACGUUGCUACACAACGAGUGACUCGGACCAACGAUUCGCUCAUGCGUACAACCCCGCACCGUGUCGCUCGACGUCGGAAGAUAUGGCCAGUGCAUAGAACACGGUCCGAGAGGCCCUUGACCGAUCCAGACUUUCGAACGGAGGAUAGCACCGAGAAGCGAUUGCCGUUGAGAAUGGAGACUCACUUCGACAAUAUGCGAGCGAGUGGAUUGCUGCCUGGAAAUGAUCACCAGGCCAGACGAGUGUAUUUAGAGAUCAUGGAAGACUGGAGGAAUCGAGUGAGGGGUCAUUCUUCCUACUUCUGGGACGAAACCAAGGGCAGAUGGACAGACGAGUCACAAGAGAUCUUCAUCUGGCAACGUGUCAAGCAGAGAUACCCCAACUUGGUCUACCCCAAGUACGAUACGCCGACGUCGAACAUCAAAGAGCUCUAUCUCGCUGGAAAGGCGUAUCCGACGCUCGAAGAGAUUGAUCAAACAACGUUGCUUUAUCGAUAUCCUCAUCAGGACCCUACGGACAGGUUAAGCCAAUUACACAGUGAUAUGGAUGUGGUCGACUGGGAUGCUGUUCUGAAGAGGAUCGGAACAGCACAGGAGGAUCCUCAGCUCUGGUCAAAGGUCAAGCACACCAUGACGGGGUACAGGAUAUAUCUUCCAAAUGUUCAGGUGGUUUUACGUCGUAAUGCUACACCGGAGGAUCAACCUUACGACCCGAUGAUUGCCACGUUUCGAAUACCGCUUAGCAUGACCAAGACAGAUCUUCGAUCGUACCUUUUGGCAUGCUAUGGACUCGAGAUCACAUUCAUCCGGACGGAUGUUCGACGAGGAGCACUCACCCGGUCUCGCGAUAGGCGAGUGGUGAGGCAAAGCGGUUUCCGAUACAACUACAAACGAGCAGUGGUCGGUCUCAAAGAACCGUUUCAUUACCCGGAUGAUAUUGUGGAAUUACAAUCGUGGGGCCAUCAGGUUGGCGUUGGCAAUCUAUGGAAACGGGAAGCGGAAGAGAUAUUAGAAGGGACUUACGGAGUCGAGUCAAUCAAGAGGGAACGAAAGGAAGAAGCCUUCCGAACCUUUAUCCUUCACGAAGAUUCCACCAAGUACAAGUCGACCAAGGAUGUGGUUCUUACGCCGGAGCAAAAGCUCGGUAGAAGGGUGAGUCGUGCUUCUAGAUGGAGGAGGAGGAAGAAGAAGAUGAGGACUGAAUCUCUGCUGAUAUUUCGCCUUUAACAGGUCGCCCGUAUCGUCCAAACGGACAAAGCCAAAGAACGUCGGCAGGCAAUUUAUGCCAAAGCUGUCCAACUCCGACAAGCUCAAGAGGAGAGGGAUCGCACGGCGGAAGAAUCUUCGAGUCCAUAGGCAUAGACUAUAUAAACAUGUGUGUACCAUCAUACCACGUCUCCACAACCUGCAUGGAUGAAAUUU